Messenger RNA from Meyerozyma guilliermondii ATCC 6260, 3228 nucleotides. It is a transcript of the gene POL3, whose product is annotated as DNA-directed DNA polymerase delta. The record is from RefSeq and is a predicted model, not a curated record. Gene Ontology annotation, biological process: nucleotide-excision repair, DNA gap filling; base-excision repair, gap-filling; DNA-templated DNA replication. Gene Ontology annotation, cellular component: delta DNA polymerase complex. Lineage: Eukaryota; Fungi; Ascomycota; Pichiomycetes; Serinales; Debaryomycetaceae. The coding region runs from base 1 to 3228 and encodes 1075 amino acids. The transcript has a single exon. Gene Ontology annotation, molecular function: DNA-directed DNA polymerase activity; 3'-5'-DNA exonuclease activity; DNA binding.
AUGUCUAAGCGUUUGCGUGAAACUGGCCAAGACCAGGCACAUUCACUCCCCGUUGCCUCGCAGUCGCUCUCGUCUCAGGCUGAACUUCUUGAGUCACAAGAGGAAGCUCUCAAGAAAAUUCGUCGUCCUAAUGGAACAGAAGAGCCAAGUGAGUUCGAGCGUGAAUUGCUUGAUAUGACCCAGGCGGUCAAGGAGGUGGGCCACGACGAAGACCAGAAGUGGGCCCGUCCCGACUUACCAGACUCGUUUGAUCCUGAGCAAGAAGAUGUUAUAUUCCAGCAGCUAGAUGCCGAAGAAGUCAAUAGUGGAGAUCAUACUAUCGCACGUUUUUUUGGUGUCACAGCAGAGGGAUAUUCGGUUCUCUGUAAUGUAACUGGCUUCCGUCACUACUUCUACAUCCCGGUUCCUCGUGGCUUCAUGCAAGACCGGCACUUGGACCAGUUUAAACUGUACUUAUCAGCAAACUACAUGGGGGUUUUGGACGUAGAGAUCGCCAACAAAGAAUCAAUUUGGGGGUACAACCAAAACGUAAAGACCCCAUUUUUCAGAAUAUUUGUCGAUAACUCAAGAAAUAUCACCAGAUUGAGAUCAUCAUUUGAACGUGGUGAAAUACAGUUCGAAAACCUCUUUCCAUCCCAAAACGUCAGUUACGACAAUAUCAACUACCUCCUUCGUUUAAUGGUGGAUUGUAAAAUAACAGGCAUGUCCUGGAUAACACUUCCCAAGGGCACAUACGAAAUGUGUCAACCACACCUUAAGAGCUCAAGAUGUCAGAUUGAAUGUUCGGUGGAUUAUCGGCAGCUCAUUUCACAUCCAUCUGAAGGCGAGUGGUUGAAAAUGGCUCCCCUUCGAAUUCUUUCAUUUGAUAUCGAAUGUUCAGGUAGAAAAGGUAUCUUUCCAGAAGCCCAACAUGAUCCUGUUAUCCAGAUCGCUAACGUCGUACUGAAGUAUGGAGAGCAAAGACCAUUUAUUCGUAACGUCUUUACUGUAAACACUUGUGCCUCUAUCAUAGGGUCCCAGAUAUUAGAGCAUAAAACAGAGGAGCAAAUGUUACUUCAUUGGAGGCAAUUCAUUGAAGAAUCUGACCCAGAUGUGAUAAUCGGGUAUAAUACCACCAACUUUGAUUUACCAUAUCUUUUGGAUCGAGCAAACGCAUUAGGUCUCAAAGAAUUUCCAUACUUCGGAAGAUUAAAGAGUGUGAGACAAGAAGUGAAAGAUUCUGUAUUCAGCUCACGAGCUUACGGUACCAGAGAGAACAAAGUCGUUAACAUCGAUGGUAGAAUGCAACUUGAUUUGUUACAGUUUGUUCAAAGAGAAUACAAGUUGAGAUCCUACACAUUGAACUCAGUAUCGGCACAUUUCUUAGGUGAACAGAAAGAAGAUGUUCAACAUACAAUCAUUUCCGAUCUUCAGAAUGGUACCCGAGAAACUCGUCGAAGAUUAGCGGUCUACUGUUUGAAAGACGCCUACUUGCCAAUGAGACUUCUUGAAAAACUUAUGUGUCUUGUCAAUUAUACUGAAAUGGCAAGAGUGACUGGUGUGCCGUUCUCUUACUUAUUGGCUCGAGGACAACAAAUCAAGGUCAUCUCGCAGCUUUUCAGAAAAUGCUUACAAGAGGAUGUAGUGAUUCCAAAUAUGAAAAGUGAGGGCACGAAUGAGGAGUAUGAGGGCGCAACGGUUAUCGAACCUGUUAGAGGCUAUUACGACGUACCUAUUGCUACGUUAGAUUUUAGUUCGUUGUACCCUUCGAUUAUGAUGGCACAUAAUCUCUGUUACACUACACUUUUGAGUAAAAACUCAAUAGCCGCUUUCAAUUUGUCUAAAGACGAUUACACACUCACUCCAAACGGUGACUAUUUUGUCAAAGAACAUAAGCGUAAGGGUAUCCUUCCAACAAUUUUGCAUGAACUUAUAUCCGCGAGAAAGAAAGCCAAAGUCGACCUUAAAAACGAGACAGACCCAUUCAGAAAGGAUGUUUUGAACGGUCGUCAACUAGCAUUGAAAAUUUCAGCCAACUCCGUCUACGGUUUCACUGGUGCUACUAUAGGUAAGUUGCCUUGUCUUGCGAUUUCAUCUUCUGUCACUGCUUUUGGACGUGUCAUGAUUGAAGAGACUAAAAAUGAGGUCCAAUCACGUUACACCACUGAAAAUGGAUACGAUUACGAUGCACAAGUUAUUUAUGGAGAUACAGAUUCGGUUAUGGUAAAGUUCGGCCACCAAGACAUCGAGACAUGUAUGAAAUUAGGGGAAGAAGCUGCUAAUUAUGUCUCCCAAAAAUUCAAGAACCCCAUCAAGUUAGAGUUCGAGAAGGUUUACUUCCCCUACUUGUUGAUUAACAAAAAGCGUUAUGCUGGAUUAUAUUGGACAAGACCUGAAAAGUUUGACAAAAUGGAUACAAAGGGAAUUGAAACUGUGCGUCGUGAUAAUUGUCGUCUUGUCCAAAACGUCAUUACAAAGGUCUUGGAGUACAUUUUGGAGGAACGCAAUGUCGAUAAAGCCGAACGAUUCGUGAAACAAACUAUCGCUGAUUUAUUGCAAAACAGAGUCGACCUUUCACAGCUAGUUAUCACAAAGGCGUAUUCCAAACACGAAUAUGCCGCAAAACAGGCCCAUAUUGAACUUGCUGAGAGAAUGAAAAAGAGAGACCCUGGAUCGGCUCCAACACUUGGAGACCGUGUGGCGUAUGUCAUUAUUAAUUCAUCAAGCACCAAAAAUUACGAAAAAUCAGAGGAUCCACUUUUUGUGUUGGAGAACUCGCUUCCAAUUGACGUGAAGUAUUACUUGGAGAACCAAUUGGCGAAUCCUCUUAUGCGUAUCUUUGAGCCAAUUCUAGGAGAAAGAAAAGCUAAAGAUUUAUUAUCGGGAGCCCAUACCAGAACUAUAAAGAUGUCAGCACCAAAGUCAGGAGGGCUCAUGAGGUUUGCUAAAAAGGCAGAGCUCUGUAAAAAUUGCAAAUCGCCUUUGAAAUCGUCAAAUCACGGAGCACUCUGUGAAAAUUGUAUAUCUAUGGCACCCAAACUUUAUGGAGGGGCAAUUGCCCAGAUGAAUUACUUGGAAAACAAGUUCUCAAGAUUGUGGACAGAAUGUCAGAGAUGUCAAGGCUCCUUACAUCAAGAAGUUUUGUGCUCGAACAAAGAUUGUCCUAUAUUUUACAUGCGUAAGAAGGCACAAAAGGAUGUUAUGCAACAAGCUGCUGAGCUUGAAAAGUGGAAUGAGACAGUGUGGUAG